UGAAAAGCAUGAUAUAAGGGGCUUAAUUAACACAAGGACUUUCAGUAUCAAUCUUAAACCCAUCAACCCGUUGAUUGUAUGGUCACUCUGGCAGUUCCUUAACUUGGAUCGUUGUGAACAAGUCGGUGGAAACUAUGCCCACGCCAGACCCGAAACCCGAUAACAUACCAAGGUAGACCCGAAAGCCACCGCAACAUACUAGGUACAUAUCAACAUGCCAUGGCUAUCACUUGUUCCCGAAAUGCGAAAGAAUCUGUAUCGUUGUAAAAUCGAUCAACUGAAACCAGUUCUGAAACAACAUAUAUAAUUCAUUGCCUUUCCUCUUGGAUGCCAGCACACACUUACACUAAACGCCAAGUCAACACCACAGGUAGCCAUGUCUUCAGAACUCAUCCAGCAAAUUCAGGCGGAACUCGAGGCCGCCACGACUCGAUACAUUGAUCGUAAUCCUCGAUCCAAGGCUCUUCACGAUGAAGCUCUCAAAUCAAUGCCUGGCGGGAACACGAGGACUGUUCUGCACGCUAGUCCAUUCCCUGUGGUGAUCAAGUCUGGCAAAGGCCAUCAGAUUACUUCUGAGGAUGGACAUACUUAUACAGACUUCACCGGCGAGUUCACAGCUGCUCUCUAUGGGCAUUCCAACCCUGUCAUUAUCUCGGCUAUUCGAGAUGUGCUUGACAAUGUAGGCAUGAAUGUUGGUGGCAAUACAGCUCAAGAGCAGAUAUUCGCUCGUGAAGUCUGCAGUCGCUUCAAUCUGGAACAUGUACGCUUCUGUAACUCUGGUACUGAAGCCAACAUCCACGCUCUAGCAGCUGCCAGGGCUUUCACCAAGAAAAGAAAAGUCGUCACUUUCAGUGGGGGCUAUCAUGGUGCUGUGAUAGGAUUCAAGGGAGGGAAACCAGAGGCCAAUAAUGUCGACCUGGAUGAUUGGGUCGUGGCCAGAUACAACGAUCUUGACAGCGCUCGUGCAGCUAUUGAGAGUGAGGGUAUUGCUGCAGUGUUGGUGGAAGGGAUGCAAGGCUCUGGAGGUGGCAUUCCCGGACACCCUGAAUUUCUCCAGGGCAUACAAGAGAUUGCUGGAAAUGCCGGCGUCUUGUUCAUCAUCGACGAAGUCAUGACCUCCCGUCUCUCAGGAGGGGGCAUCUCCGAAAUGAGGGGACUCAAACCAGACCUCAAGACCUUUGGAAAGUAUCUCGGUGGAGGCCUAGCUUUUGGUGCUUUCGGCGGUAGAGCAGAUAUCAUGGCUGCUUUUGAUCCACGGCUUCCCACUGCUCUCUCGCAUUCGGGCACUUUUAACAACAACACUCUGGUGACACACGCUGGCUACGCUGGCCUGACAAAGAUCUACACGCCUGAGGUUGCAGCUCAAUUCACCAGAUCUGGAGAUGAGCUCAUGGAGCGGCUCAAUGUAGUAACAAAGGAUACAAGAGUGCUCUUUACUGGUAUCGGCACUAUCAUGGGGGUCCAUUUUCCCAAGGAUGGUUCUCGUGUGAUCGAAAGAUCUGGUGAAGUCGAAGAACUCGAUUCCUUGAGGGACCUUUUUUGGCUUGAGAUGAUGGAGGAGGGUUUCUGGGUCGUACGCAGAGGAUUCAUGGCUUUGGUGCUCGACACUCCCACGGACGAGUUUGACAGGUUUGUCAGUUGUGUUGAGGCAUGGGUUUCUAAGCGUGCGAGAAUAGUCAAAAUCUAACUGCAAGUCGUAUUAUUAGACCUUUAUUCGAAACACUAUACAGGUUGAUAAAUAUCUCCGUCUUAUUUGUCAG
Molecule: messenger RNA, 1760 nt
Organism: Fusarium odoratissimum NRRL 54006
Lineage: Eukaryota; Fungi; Ascomycota; Sordariomycetes; Hypocreales; Nectriaceae
Product: glutamate-1-semialdehyde 2,1-aminomutase
Exons: 3
Coding region: 377-1687 (436 amino acids)
Molecular function (GO): pyridoxal phosphate binding; transaminase activity
Source: RefSeq, a predicted model, not a curated record